UUGAACAAGAGCAUCCUUUAACAUCUUAGGAAAAUUAUCAUAUAGUCAAAGAAAUAUCUAAGAAAGUCAGUAUUGCAGAUAAAAGUUAUGACAAACCAAAAUACAUUUAAGAUAUUGUGUUAAAACGGUAUUUUUUCAAAUACAUUACAGAAUCAGAAUAAAGUGAUUAUUAUUCUUAAAAAAAUAAUAAAAUAUUUGAGAUAUUUGUCCCUCACUGUAUGCCCAAAAAGUAUGUGGACACCUGAACAUCACACCCUUAUGUGCACCUUCCCCAGACUUCAAUACUUGGACUUCAGAGUACUCGUUACAUAUCUCGAAGGUCUCUUCGUAUCUCGUACAGCCAAGGACUCAGUGGCUACGUUUACAUGCACAUCAUUAAUCCGACAUUAAUUGGAAUUAGAUUCAGAUUAAGACAAUAUUCAGAAAAUCCACUGAAAGGAGAUAUAUGCACAUGCUCAGUCCGCAAGGAAUUGUGGGUGCUAACAGAUGCUUAGCUGUAGGCUAGGUAUUUAGGGAUGGCAACUCAGUCGUACUAACAACAACCAUGUAUACAGGAAUAUUCUGAAGCCUGUACGCAUAUAAAUAUUGUAUACAGAAUAUGUCUGCAACCCAAAUAUAGACCCUGAAGGAAUCUGAUGUGCAUGUAAACGUAGCCUAAGACUGUAUGCUAUAUAUCAAUCGAAUGGGCACGGUUUUGCAUCCAAUCAUUAAUGUAGAAAAAAACAUCAUGCCAAUUCAUUAUAUGCUGCGGCCUGCUCAUGCUAUGCAAUGUAGUUAGUGCUAUAGCUAUCCGUGUGCAUCUGAAGAUGAAUAAGCCACCGGGCUGCAGUGACGAACUUGAGUAUGAGCGCCCUGGCCCUACCUCAGUAAAAUGUUUCAAUAUGCUGGAGUAAGCAUAUAAAAUGAGGUGUCUCAUUUGCCUCAUCACAAACCUGAUCACAAACCUGAUCAGUGUCAUUAACCUGGCAGUUUUCAAAGCACUGUACAGUAAAUCCCUGGGCUGCGGAGCAAGUCAACCCUGAUGUUGACAAUAAAACUGUUAUGAGACAGGUCUGGAAUGUCAUUUGCAUUGAACCAGGAACAUUCGUCAGGCGCAUACCUCUCCCAGUCCACAAGGUAUAGCAUGUGACAAUGUUAAGUAAUCUCUUUACAAGCUGGUCCACCCUUAAUCCUUAGUUGUGAAGGCGGUCCAUUUGCCAAUGAGUGGGAGGAAGAUAAACAGGUUUGAGUAAUAAUGGACGCAAUUCUAUAUGACUGUGGAAAUACUAGGUGGUAAGAGACUGGAUUAACUUGGACAAGUAUUUUAGAAGGGCCAAUGAAUCUUGGACUUGUGGUAUGGGAGUCUCAGGCAAAGUGGUUGGUGGUUGGAAUCCUAAGACUGUAGCCUGGGGAGGUGUGGGAAGAGGAACCAGAUGACAUGCUUUAGAGAAAGAGUUGCUAAUAAGUUUGGUAGUGAAUCCUUGUAAAACUGGUAGAUCAGUUCUGAGCAUUGUGGUAUGGGUAGAGGUUCUAAGAUACCUACGGGAAGAUGGUGGGAAGUUCUAGUUUGUGCACAAGCUGAGCAUUCUUUGUCAAAAUUCAUCACAUUGUUGUUCAAAUAGGACCAUCAGAAUCUGUUGGUUACCAGGGAGAUGUCUGAUGGUGACAUUUAAUUGUUUAUACCAUGUACUGCAAGGUGUUGCAGUGGGUAGCAUUGCUACCCUGAUGCUUCUUUUUUCCCUGAAUUGAUCCUAGCUUAGGUUACUGGUGUUUUGCAUGUUCUCACCAUGUCUGCGUGGGUUUCCUCCAGUUUCUCUGGUUUCUUUCCAUCUCCCAAAAACAUGGUGGUAAGACUGGCUACACUAAAUUUCCCCUAGGUGUGAAUGAGUGUGGAAAUAUAUGUGUGCAUAGUGCUUUUCCAUGGAAGCUUAGACACACUGUGAACCUGACCAGGAAAAAGUAGACAAUGAAGAUGAAUAAAUGAAUAAUAUUUGACGGUAAAUGUCUGUCUAAUCAAAAGACAACUCAUUACAUACACAUAUUACAAAAGCAUGGAAUUGGCUGUGCAUUAUGCAGCCUACAUUAUGGACUAGGCAAAGCUUCUGUAUCCUUUCUCUCUCAUGUAGUGUGUUUCUAGAAAUUUGAUAAAGCGUGCUUAAUAGCCUCUACAAAAGCUGAUGCACAGCAGUUUUGCACAGCAGUUUCUGACCUAUACAAUAGCCCAGUGAACAGCCUGGAUUUGUCUGCAUUUGACCAAGCUUGCAGGAUAGUUCAGUCACAGGUUAUUACUCAUGUAAACCACUUUGAGCACAUGGUGAGCACAAAGGAAUUGUGCAAUCUGUCAGCAUUGUACCUGUUGUCUAUAAAAGAUGUACUCAGCCAUAGCUCUUGUUUCAACUUGGGGCUCAUGAAUUUUCAAACUAUAGGCAUUAAAGGCUCGAGGAACAAGUAACAAUUCAGAAGGAUCUACAGAGAAAAGGUACAAUUAUUUCUUUGCAAAAAUAUUUUGGUUCCAUUUGUGAGUUGAGUUGCUUCAGUUUCUAUUUGCAAUGUCACAUGACUAGGAUAUUGUAUUAGUCUGUGAUCUAUAUAUUGUAACAGAAAAUAUUUGCCACCGCUAAGUAACAAAUUUUCUACAUGACUACUACUCAUUCUCAUUAAUUUAGGAAACAGCCUUAAUGGAUUCAGACCAAAUAGAUGGAGGCAGUCUCAGCCAUGGCAAAAAGAAGGGGGUAAGGGAAAGUGGGGAACAAGUAGCCUCUUCAGAAUGGGACAGAAGAAGGUUUGAUCUGCCCAUAGUCCAGACUGAUUUAUCUGCUCCAAGCCCCACUGACAACUCCACUAUAAUUUCAAUUGGCCCACACUGCUGGCCCACAGUCUCCACUGAAUCACAGCCUGAUGACUACACUUAUACGGAUGAAUGGAAUAGAGAAGGCCACCCAGACAACCUACCUCCAGAGGCAGGUGUUUCUAGUGUUUCUAAACAAACAAUGGAGGAACUGAAAAGCCUAUUGAGAGAGCGCUCCAUACUAAAUACAAGAGAGAGAGAUGAAGACCAAUUAGUUGGUCAUCGCCACACUCCUGGACAGAGAAUUGACUGUAAACCAGAUGACAUACCAUCCAAGUCCUUCACAACCUUCAAGCCCACUCUAGGGAGUAGUAGAAGAGCAAGAGAUAGUGCUUCAUCUGACUGGGAAUCUGGUGGGUCAUUGAAGACUGGUGGGCAUACAAACAGGCCCACCAGUUUUAAGUUACCCACUAGUGAAAGAACAUACUGGGUCAACACUGGGAUAUCGCAGACAGAUAACAAUGAGAAUCCACAAACAGAAUACCAUGGAUCCCAAAACUUCAUUACAGAGGUUGAACACAUAAAGCAGCAGAUCAGCCGUGAGAAUAUAGGCUUUGUUCGCUUUGAAGCCACUGAUCUCCAUGGUGUAUCUAGAUCUAAGACAGUCCCUGCUUCCUUAUUUCAGGAAAAAGCGGUUUAUGGUGUGCCUAUGCCUAGAAGCUACCUGGAGCUGACACUGAGCCCCAAGGAAAAUGAGGUUGAUCAUCCAAUUGCUCCCAAUUUCAACAGUGAUAUUCUUCUGAUCCCUGAUCUCUCCACCUUUCGAGCCCUUCCCUGGGCUGAGCAGACUGCUCGUAUCAUUUGUGAUCCUUGUACAAUCACAGGGAUCCCUCUGCGCACUUCUCCUCGCCUGAUUGCUAAGCUGAUGCUUGCUCAGCUUCAAGCCAUGGGAUUCUCCAUCAAUUCUUCUUUCACAUAUGAAUGCUGCAUCUUUGGAUUACCAGAACGGAUAGGCCCCAAGGUUGUAUUUUUCCCUGCCACUACUUUACUGAGUAAUCAUGACAUGCCUUUCUUACAGCAACUGGUGAGAGGGAUGUACCACAUGGGCAUCAGUGUGGAUAGCUUUGCAUCUGCCAGUGGUCCAGGACAGAUGGAAAUCUGCUUCAAGCCUAAAUUUGGAAUUGAAGCUGUUGACAGUGCCUUCACCUUUCGUACUGGAAUUAAAGAAAUGGCCAGGAAGUAUGACUAUUUUGCCACCUUCCUUACUGAUGACACCAUCUACAAUUCUGGCUGCCUGUCCCACAGCCUAUGGGAUGCCAAUGGCAGGAGAAAUCUUUUCUAUUCAGGCACUAGCGAGAUAUCCGAGAUUGGCAAGAAAUGGCUUGGAGGGCUUCUCCACCACUCACCAGCUCUAAGCUGCCUAAUGGCACCAGGGAUAGGCUGCCGCACUCAGCUUUCCAAAGGCAGUAUUUCAAAGAGCACAUUCAAUGCCACUUGUGGCUGCAAUGACAACAGUUGUGCUUUUAAUGUUAAGGUUCACGGUGGGCGGGAGACCCACAUUGAGAACAAGCUUGGCUCAGCAAUGGCAAACCCUUACAUAGUCUUGGCAGCUACCAUUGCAGCCGGAUUGGAUGGUAUCAAGCGUGACCUCUGUGCAGAACUUUACAAAGCUCCAGUGCAGCAAAAACAGUUUGCCAUACCUGUUAAACUGGAGGAUGCCUUAGUGGCCCUGGGAGAAGACAGUGUGAUCUGUGGGGCACUGGGUGAGCCAUUUGUGUAUUAUUUCAUUGCCAUGAAACGCCUAGAGAUUGAGACACAGGAGACUGAUACAGACAGGAACAAAAACCUGGAAUACUUCAUCUAGAUAUAAUUUCAGAAGUCAGGUAGAAUAUAAUGCAAAAAUCACUUCUGAGGAACAUAAAGGGAUAGGGGUAAUGGAGAGGUAGUUUUGUCUAGGUCUUACACCUUUUAUGGGUCUGUGUCUGGGACUACCAAGACACUGGAAAACGACCUUGUCAUCUUCGAAAUGUGCCAUCGUUUCAUUUGAACAACCCACAAAAACCUGCACAUUCACAUAUUACUACUUCAUUUUUAUUACCUCAUCCCACAUUAGAAGAAUGGACAAGCAAAUAGCUAAAAAACCUAUUUUUCUUAAAAACUGUGAAUGUUUCAGACCUUCAAAACUGAAUUUCAACCCAUUUUCAAAAGCCUAUGAAGAGCCUUUAUAUAAAAUGAAAAAAAGUUAAAUUCUUACCUUAAUGAUAAAGCAAAACUUUAUGAUAGUAUUUUAUGAAAGUAUUUAUUUUCUUUGAACCCUCGACCCAGGCUACACUACUCAACGGGAUGUUACAAAUAAAUGUUUUUACUUUCACAUAUAAAGAUGGGUUUACUAUGUAUGUCUUGAGCUGUUUUCAUCCUGCAUAUUUUCAUCUGUUAUGCAUUAUAGGACAACCUUCUAAAUAUUUUACCCUUUUUAAUCUGAAACCAUAAGACAAAAAUAUGUGCAAAAGAAAAAAAAAACAUCCCUCCCAACAGGUUGCCUUUAACAGGUUGCCUUUAACCUGUUGGAAGGGACGUUUUUUCUUCUGCGCAUCUACUGGCUAAGCAAAAUGUCAUCUUUUUCAUGACGUU
Messenger RNA from Pangasianodon hypophthalmus (striped catfish), 5398 nucleotides. RefSeq names its product lengsin, lens protein with glutamine synthetase domain (gene lgsn). Gene Ontology annotation, molecular function: glutamine synthetase activity. Gene Ontology annotation, cellular component: membrane; cytoplasm. The transcript has 3 exons. The record is from RefSeq and is a predicted model, not a curated record. Gene Ontology annotation, biological process: lens morphogenesis in camera-type eye. The coding region runs from base 2658 to 4631 and encodes 657 amino acids. NCBI's taxonomy places the organism in Eukaryota, Metazoa, Chordata, Actinopteri, Siluriformes, Pangasiidae.